GGGCCCCCAGGCGGAGCGACAGGCAUCGGGCCCCCAGGCGGAGCAGCGGGCGCAGGGCCCCCAGGCGGAGCAACAGGCAUCGGGCCCCCAGGCGGGGCGGCGGGGGCGCUGGGCCCCCAGGCGGAGCGGCGGGCUCCGGGCCCCCAGGCGGAGCGGCGGGCGCCGCGUCAUCUGGCAAGGCAGUGGGCACCGAGUCACCAGGCACAACACGGGCAUCGGGUCUCCAGGUAUGACAGCGGGCACUGGGUCACCAGGCAUCAGGUCAUUUGGCUCGCCAGCGGGCACCGCGUCAUCUGGCAAGGCAGUGGGCACCGAGUCACCAGGCACGACAGUGGGCUCCGAGUCAACUGGCAUGACCGUGGGCACUGGGUCAGACAUUGGAUCGUCUGGCCUGACAGCGGGGAUCGGGUCACCAGGCAUGACAGCGGGCACUGGGUCAUCAAGCAUUGGAUCGUCUGGCUCGACAGCGGGCAUCGGGUCACCAUGCAUGACAGCGGGCACUGGGUCAUCAGGCAUUGGAUUGUCUGGCUCGACAGCGGGCAUCGGGUCACCAGGUACCGGAUCGUCUGGAUCGACAGCGGGCACCGGGUCAUCUGGCCGGGCAUCGGGUCACCAGGCAUGACAGCGGGCACUGGGUCAUCAGGUACCGGAUUGUCUGGAUCGACAGCGGGCAUCGAGUCAACUGGCAUAAUAGGAUCAUCAGGCUGGAUCAGCUGGGUGGAGGCAUCAGGCUGAAUUGUGGGCGCCGAGGCACC
This is a messenger RNA of Staurois parvus, 755 nucleotides long. The record is from the annotation of a GenBank genome assembly. NCBI's taxonomy places the organism in Eukaryota, Metazoa, Chordata, Amphibia, Anura, Ranidae.